GCAAAAAAUGUGUUGUUUUUUUUUUUUGGGAUGUGAUUUCAGGGAGAUGAAUUCGAGGCGCAGAGCGAUGGCGUCGGAGGAGGAGAGCAAAAAGGCGAACCAGGCUCAGCGGGAGGCCGAGGCAGAGAGACGUCUGGCUGAGAAGGAACGGCAGGAGAGGACGGCCGAGUGUCUCAGCUGGAGGGAGAAACACCAGGAGUUAGCCGACAGCUUCAGAGCUCAGGAGGACAUGAAGGCCCUGAGGCAGAACAAAGCAUGUCAGGCCAACAUCAAGAGUUAUUUCCUCUGCAUGACAGAAAGCGAUCAACGGGUUAAAAUUCUCAAAAAUCAAGACGGGAACCCGAGAAAUUUUACGGAGGGAGACCCCGUGUUCAUCUCCACCCCCGAGUCCAGUCCUGAAGAGCCUGAGAGGAGUUCAUCAAGGACCAUGCUGAGGGUCUCGGCCCCCCACACGGGAAGGGACCAGGGCCCGAGUCACUUCGAUGAGCUGCCGGCCUUCGAAGGGGGCCGACCGGACUCGGCUCCUUCACGCAGGAGCAGGAAGGUGGUGGAUUACUUCUGGAUUCCUACAGACCAGGAAUAG
Molecule: messenger RNA, 583 nt
Organism: Centropristis striata (black sea bass)
Lineage: Eukaryota; Metazoa; Chordata; Actinopteri; Perciformes; Serranidae
Product: drebrin
Exons: 4
Coding region: 8-583 (191 amino acids)
Source: RefSeq, a predicted model, not a curated record